AUAUAAUUGGAUCACAUGUGGAAGGAUAAUGCAAGUCGAACAGAUACCAGUGGAAGCAACUACGCUACGAUCGCGGUGCACAACUGAUGUUCAAGUGAUCGUAGUAGAUUGUACUGUUCAUGGUUAUACAUGUGUCUCGAAGUGAUUGUGACAAAACUGUGCUGACGUCUAGGAUCAAACAUUGAUUUCACCACUGAACGAAGAUGGUAGACGUAACAACAGCUCUACCAUCCACGGGUGGUGCGUCCCUAAUUGGGCGCACCAGAGGUGCACUCAGGUCUGUCAGAUCUGCGCUGGGAGGUAGCGGAGAGUACCUUCAGGGUCUAGGAAGCAGAAUAGGUUCCGCUCUAAGUAGCAGUUUAGAAGAAACUGAAUUGACCACGACCCCGUCGACACCGCCCUCUUCGCCACAAGCACCGAUUCAGACUCCUAAGCAGGAAGACCAUCUAGCUAGAAGAAAAUUAAGGCCCCCCAGAUUUGGGGCUGGAUUGUCGUAUGAGGACUACGAAGCGAUGGCUAGGCACAAAUUGGAGCGUCAAGGUAGCGCCAAUGUGUCUAGAUGUAUGAGGAAGUACCCUCCAGGCAUGACUUACGAGGAGAUAGCGUCCUCGAGGUCGGCAGCUAACAAAAAACAGGACAAUAAAAUUGAGGAAGAUAAUAGCCCGGACAGAGACAGCCAGGAGAGUAUAGAGCCCCUUCAGGAGAAAGAUAUCAAAGCCACGGGGCCUGAUCCAUUCGAUAAAUUGAAUUACAAAGCAGAUUACCAGUUUUCAUCCGCAAGGGCCCCGACCCGCUAUCAGACGGUCGUUUUUCGUUUAGAUAUGCCUUGUAGCAGUGACUCGACAAGCGAUCAAGAUGGCUACGGGCCUAGCACGAGCCUAGAUUCAAAUAUGGACGGUCGUAGAAUGUGGCACAGAUCAGGUUCAUCGGGAUCAGUUCAGUCUUGGGCUUCCAGUUUAUCGGCAGACAGCCAAUCCGAAGAAGCUGCAGCAGAUUUCAUGAAGUCUUUUGUACCUCUUUUAUUCGACUCUCCAAAUACCAUUGAUCAAGAACAAAAAGCCAAUUUCGGGCAAAUGGUUCUCACAGAGUCCGGUAGAAUAUGGUUCUCCCGGGUGGUUAAUGCGAGAAGAGCUCGUCCGUGUGUCACAGAGGCUUCGUUUUAUUCGUUGGCGCAACAUUUCGCAGUGGCGCUCUUCGAGUGCCAUGAGGCCGACGAUUUCGCACCCGCGAAGAGUCUUAUGAACAUGUGCUUCACAUUCUACCAUGAAGUUGAGGUACCAGGCUUAGAACCAUAUCGAGAAUAUUUGUACACACACCUACGAGUGCAACCGAUUUGGACGUCAAUGAGAUUUUGGACAGCGGCAUUUUUCGAUGCGGUGCAAUGCGAGAGAGCUUCGAAACCAGUUCCUCCAAGACCCAAGUCUCUGGAUCAAGAAGCCAUAGCUAACGAAGAUCGUAGAUUUCAAGCAAACAUCGUGUUUGGUCAAUUAGGGACAUUUACAUGUAACAUGCACGCAUUCGGUCUGUCACGAACUCUGUGUUUAGAGUUUCUUAGAAAGCAGUGCGUAAUUGCUAAUUUAACGAAAGAACAAGAGAAAAUGUUACGCGACAACAUAGAAAGAAUGUACAACGAGACUGAACCUUGGCGGUAGUUCUAUUUGAUUACGUUUCCACAACGAAUGAAAACAUGUCCAAACAAGUUUAUCCGCAACACGUCCAGCUUCUCGAUUGCAACUUGCGGACAACAUCGACGAAGAGUCAAUUAAAACGUAACUCCAAUGAAAAAAAAAUGGUCGAUUAUCAAGAGCAGAAGUCAAUUUCAUUGAGUAAUAAACAAUCCGAGCACGGAACGAAACAUUGUAAAUUAUCCUUGAGCUUAAAGCACAGACGGUUCCUAACAUUAUAUGGACAGAAUUAUAGAAAUUUAAUUGUAUUACAAGUAAAAUCUUUAUCCAAAUAUAAAAGAAUUUAAUUCUAUAAUUUUAGAUUUCUCUUAAUUAAUGCUUACUUAUUACAAUUAUGAUAACCUGUUUGUAAUACUUGCUUAAGACAAUUUGUUGACCGUUUAAUUAACUUCUAAGAAUUCGAGCCACCCAAUGUGAUAAAUGAAUAAAACUUUAAGAAAUCUUGAAUUGACGAUUCUAAAAUAAUGAGGACGUCAGUGUUCCAAAUUUCUAUAAAUUUUAAGAAUAAACGGACAAUAAAUUUCGCGGCAUGAGGUCGCAACAUUGCUAAUUGUUUUAUGAUAAUAAUCGAUAAUGAAAUAUAUUUCUGUAUCAGCGAAGAAUAAAACUUCCAACCACCAAACGCUGGAAAUUACUGUACCAUUGUCAGAAUUUAUGAUUUUCAAGAAAAUAUAAGUAAGUUAGAAACAAUUCUCACAAUUUAGAAUGAAUAUUCAUUAAUUUUUAUAAGAUCAAAUAGUGUCAAGUAUGGAUAAAGUUCAUUAUAUUUAUUAAAAUAAUGAUAAUUUAUUAAGUAAAGUAAUACUAGAGUUGUUCAUGUAUAAAAAUUUAAUGUGGAAUAACUUUUCGGAACCAGUGUAAAUUUGACAUUAGUAUUAAUAUAAAAACUAUAUUUUUUUAUUUAUAUGUUCUUCCUAUGGGGAUACUUUUAUCUCUGAAUGCAAAUUAAUGAUGGGCUAGAAAUGCUCUGUGAUCACUACCAAAAUAUACUUGUACGUACAUUUAUUAACAGCAUAUAUUAAACAAAUUUAUUUGCCAAUAUUCAUGUAAAUAUAUAAAACAUAAAUUUGUAUUUGAAGAUAUAUCAUUCAAUCAAAAGGACACUGCAUCUCAUUUUGUCUAUUGGCCUACACUUUCUUCAAAGAUUAUUAGUAAGUUAAGAAAAUCAUUAAUAAACUUCUUGAUCAUACAAAUUGUUAUUGUUAAUAAAAGAAAACAUUUUUUUUAUCUAAUCUAUAAGUACAUGUUAUCUUGGGAUAUUUUAAUGUUGGCAGUAUACUAUUCAUUUAUAGUUUAAUAAAGUGGUAAGAAGUAACAGAAGUGCAUACAAAGUACGCGCAUCUACCCCUUCUUAAACUUUAAUCAUCGUUUACAAACAUUUAAUGAUACACAAGAUUCAAAAUUUUUAUAGCUAUGUAUUCGGGCAAGUCUCCUCUAUUUCCUACGACAAAUUUUAACUGCCUAUCGUUUUUAGUUUUCACGUAACACUUGGUUCUCUGAAAAAUUCGACCGUUUUUACUAAAACCCAGUAUUUUCGAAAACUGGACGUGACCCAGCAAUUUAAUUUUCGGAUUCGUAUUUAGGGUAAGGAACUCUAUAAGAAUCACCUAGUGGUUAUUGCAAAAAGCAACAUAGGUUAAAAUUGUUCCACAAUGUUAUUGUAAAGAGAUAUCUCCAGUCUUUAAAUAUAUGGUAGAGAUACUCGUAAAAAAAAUGUUUUCAAUAUUUUCACAGACGUUCGAAUAUAGAGAAUUCUUGGAACAAAAAAGUAUGUUCCCGUUAUCACUGGUUAUAUAAUGUAUACAAACAUUUUACAUUAAAACAUAUUGAAUUGGAAAAGUAGAAACUUCAUAUUAUAAAAUGAGAUUUCAGAAUGUUACAACAAAAUGUUGUGAUCGCUUAAUUUUUCAUACUGGUGUAUAUUUAUUAUUUAAAUCUAUAUUACGACCUGUGUUACGUUCUUACUAUAUACAUGGAAAACCACAAAUAUUUUUGUCCUGCUAAGAGCAGUACUCGAACGUACGAUUCUUUUACGUAUGGAAUGUCGCAUCGUGGUGUUACAAUAUAAAAAGAUAUUGU
This is a messenger RNA of Nomia melanderi (Alkali bee), 3764 nucleotides long. RefSeq lists its product as uncharacterized. The record is from RefSeq and is a predicted model, not a curated record. Lineage: Eukaryota; Metazoa; Arthropoda; Insecta; Hymenoptera; Halictidae.